CCGUCUGUUAAUUCUUUAUCCGUAAAUAUGUAUAAUAUUUCCAUGUAAAAGAGGAAAAGAAAGAAAUUUUUAAUUCUCACUUCGUUUACAUGACAUUACAACGACAGAGUAAAUGCAAAGUGUCUCGUCGAAGAAAAGGCAUACGGUAACAAAUAUUUCGUUCAUCACGUAGCAAGGAUGGCACUUUCUUCGAAAGACAUCGCGAAAUUGUUGGAUCUCCUCAAUGAGGAAAACUUGGACACCACCUUGGAGAACCUUUGCAAUCAACUGCAUCAGAGCUUCCCUAAGGAAGAGCGCUUUAAGGUUGGAACAGUAUUGCUGCUGCAGUUGCAGCAGGUCGAUCUAUUGCCUAAGCACACUCAACGUGUUGUAGCAUUGACGUUGCUGUUUGACUUGUACCGAGGGGAACCAUUAGCUUCCACGCCUUUUGCUUCUGUAUUUGUACAAAUGCUAAAGUCUCAGGAGGACAUUAACAAUGGAAGCUCGAAACCAUCCAGCCACACCGGUCAUAUACCGUUCCUGUCAAAUUGUGAAAAGAACCUACUCGUCAAUUUGAUGGGAUAUAAUCAGAAAGACGUCAUCAAGAAGACGCCACGCCAGAUCGUGGAUGAAUUCUCAUUCUCUACAGUACCGUCUAUUGAUCUGACCAAUUUGCAAUUGCAAUUGGCGGAACAUCAGUCCGAACUGCCAGCCGUUAGCAAAUGCGGAAAUCCUAUAAUACUGCCUGACAUGGAUCACUCCAAAGGAACAGAAUACGACACGGCUACCGUGAAAAAUAUAAUAGAAAACCUUGUUACUGGUGAUCCGCCCCUAUGUAGGCAGAGUUAUCGUCCAGAGUUUCUGAGGCUUGUACCACCAAUUUAUCAUUCUAUCAAUGAGAUUGCUUGGUUCCAUAUCACCGAACCGACUCAGUUUACGGUCGAGUAUGAUCCUAGCAUGUGUGUGUCAAACUGUGUCAGCUUUGAGGCACGUAAACUCAUGGGCAAAGCCUUCAAAAAUGUUUUAACAUUGAUGCAACAACAAAACUUGAUUGGUGAAUUGGAAAAGGAUCCGAAGCUCGUUUAUCACAUUGGAUUGACACCACCCAAAUUACCAGAUCUGGUUGAGAACAAUCCUCUAAUAGCCAUUGAGGUUUUACUGAAGCUAAUGCAGUCCAGCCAGAUCACAGAAUAUUUUAGUGUGCUGGUGAAUAUGGAAAUGUCUCUUCAUUCCAUGGAGGUCGUGAAUAGAUUAACUACCACUGUGGAUCUACCGACGGAAUUUGUACAUUUAUAUAUCAGUAACUGUAUAUCCACUUGCGAAACUAUCAAAGAUCGUUACAUGCAAAACCGACUGGUGCGACUUGUUUGUGUAUUUCUGCAGUCCCUGAUAAGAAAUAAGAUCAUAAAUGUGCAAGAACUAUUUAUCGAGAUUCAAGCAUUCUGUGUGGAAUUUAGUCGCAUUAGGGAAGCAGCUGCAUUAUUUCGACUCCUGAAACAACUUGAGUCUGGUGAUACCGGUGGACUCAAUGCUCCACCUACAAGAUGUAGAACUGAUAUGUGUUAAAACAUGUAACUAUAUCUAUAAAUAUUAUC
This is a messenger RNA of Trachymyrmex cornetzi, 1574 nucleotides long. It is a transcript of the gene Not11, whose product is annotated as CCR4-NOT transcription complex subunit 11. The coding region runs from base 178 to 1545 and encodes 455 amino acids. The transcript has a single exon. Gene Ontology annotation, cellular component: CCR4-NOT complex. The record is from RefSeq and is a predicted model, not a curated record. NCBI's taxonomy places the organism in Eukaryota, Metazoa, Arthropoda, Insecta, Hymenoptera, Formicidae.